AUGGUAUGGCUUCAGGAAUUCCGGUCUUCAGAGUCGUUUGUCGUGGCGACCGUGUCAACAGCCAUUUUCACUAUCAUUCCGAUCAUGCCCACGGCCUUGAUUGAUCGUAUGGGCGCCAGCGAGCAAGAUGGUACAAAGUGUUCUCAGUUAUUUCGCGAUCCACCCGCUAAAACUUCUUCAGUUCAACUAUGGGUGUCGAUUCUCCUUGCCGUAUACGGCGGCUCGAUUCUUUUUGGAUCGCCAUUCUUCGGAUACUUCGCAGACCAUUGCAAAUUACGACAAGUGCCCUUUGUGGUAGGACUGGUUGCCCUUGCUGCCUCAACUGGUCUCUUUGCACUUGCUCGAUCCUUCCCUGUCCUCAUUAUUGCGCGAACGCUACAGGGAAUAUCUGCCGCCGCGGUCUGGAUUGUCGGGCUUUCUAUCAUUGUGGAUAAUGUGCCCAGUGAGCGCGUGGGGGAGGCUAUGGGUUAUACUACUGUUGCGCUUUCAUGGGGAUCUUUGUUGGGUCCCGCUCUUGGGGGAAUAAUGUAUGACAAGGUAGGCUUCUACGGGGCCUUUAUAGUGCCUAUAUGUCUGCUUGUCGCGGAUUUAAUCAUGCGAUUUGCAAUGAUUGAGACAAAGAAGUCCACCGAAGUCAACGAUUCUCUGUGCAACGAGAGCUGCAGUAGCUUUGCAAGUGGAUCAGAAAGUGCCACUGAGAGCUUCCCAUAUUUGAGCCCCGAUGAGCAAUCCCCUUUGCUGGGACUUUCAAAGUCAGAGGUAAAAAACGGACAGAAAGGUGAAACCAAAGCCUCGGUCACUGUUUUCAAUCUACUCCGCUCUCAACGCUUGCCACUCGCAUUGGCAACAAUUGUCAUGAUUUCUAUUGUCAUUUCAUCUUUGGAUGCAACGCUUCCCCUAUUCGUUAUUGAAAAGUUCCACUGGUCACCUAGCGGUGCUGGCUUGAUAUUUGUUGUACCCGCCAUCGCCAGUUUCUCCACAAUAUACAUCGCAGAACACGCCAGCAAAAUAGGGUCUCGGAUCAUCGGAGCGGUUGCAUUCAUGCUCGUCGCCAUGUCGUGGUUUUUGAUGCAGCUCGUCAAGCAUAAUACCACGAAUGAUAAGGUUCUCUUGGUUGGGAUUCUAGCGGUGCUAGGUGCAUCCAUCUCCACAAUUCAGAUGAUUGCAAUGACAGAAGUAUCAUAUGCGGUUGAAGAACACGAGGCAGAAUUCCCUGGGGCUUUUGGUGAUACGCUCCCCAUAGCACAAGCGUAUGCGCUCUUUAACAUGGGACUUGCGGGAGGCCAGUUGCUAGGCCCCGUUAUCGCGGGAACUAUCCGGGUUCACGCUGGGUGGAGUGCGCUGAUGGUCACUCUUGGGAGGCCGAUCAAGUCCACGGAAACCCAGACGGAAGAAGGAGCUUAA
Penicillium concentricum is the source of this 1404-nucleotide messenger RNA. Its product is annotated as MFS transporter. The coding region runs from base 1 to 1404 and encodes 467 amino acids. The transcript has 6 exons. Gene Ontology annotation, biological process: transmembrane transport. Lineage: Eukaryota; Fungi; Ascomycota; Eurotiomycetes; Eurotiales; Aspergillaceae. Gene Ontology annotation, molecular function: transmembrane transporter activity. The record is from RefSeq and is a predicted model, not a curated record.